GGGGCCGCGCACGGCAAGGAAGGAGCGCAGGUGUGCGCGCACAGGUGAAGGUGUCAAGGUGCGAACGCGGGGAGUGUGUGCAGGCGCGCACGUGGAGGGAGGUGCAAGGUUCCGCGCACACGCGUGGCUGGACAGAUGUUGGUGGGGGGCUCCAGAUGUGCACAGCGCGGGGAAUCCGCGGGAUCGGGGGAGGUUUGGGGUGGAAGGGAGAGGCACACCUGGAGCAGGUGACACAGGAACACAUCCAGGUGGGUUUGGAAUGUCUCCGGACAGGGAGACCCCACACCUUCCCUGGGCAGCUGUGCCAGGGCUCUGCCACCCUGCAUGGGAAGUUCUUCCUCGUGUUGAGAGGGAACUUCUCGUGCUUUGGUUUAUGGCCACUGCUCCUCUUCCUGUCGCUGGCCAGGAAAAGAUCCACUGGACCUGGCUGGAGCCACUGGACUGCAAAGAGUCUGGCACCGUCCUGUGACACCCCAUGGAGAUAUUUGUAUGGAUCCCCUCUCAGCAUUCCCUUCUCCAGCCGGCCCACGUCCCACUCCCGCACGGACAUCAUCGGGACAGUUCCAUCAGCUCUGGAUCCCCCGGCUGGGACUGGCUGGGCUGGAGGGGGUGCGGCCGGGGGGGGGGAGGAGUCUCUGCGACAGGUAUAUAAGGCUGCUCCUUGGAAGAUGGAUUACGCCAAAUCCCUGAGCCAGCGCCUGGCUGCCCCCGUGUCCAAAUGUGUCUCAGCCAGUGCCUCCAUGACCCAGCAGCUGCUGGCGAGCCCGGCCCCACCACCCCGGCCGUACCGUGUGUGCAACUGGGACCGCAGCCUGCGCAAGGGCGUCAUGGCCCCGAGCCUCGCCGAGCUGCUCCGCCAGGCUCAGAGUGCCCUGGAGCUGCCGGCGCCCAUCGUGCUGGUGCUGGAUGAGGACGGCACUGCGGUGGAGACAGAGUCGUUCUUCCGGACGCUGGAGGAGAACACGGCACUGAUGGCCCUGAGCAAGGAGCAAACCUGGACUGCCCCCAAGGCACGGGGCUACCAGGUGGGCCUGUCCCGCAAGCCCCCGCGCAGGAUCGACGUCGCCUGUGUCACCUUCGACCUGUACAAGACCCACCCGAAGGACCUGGGCUGCCUCAACGUCAAAGCCACCCUGUAUGGCACCUACAGCAUGUCCUAUGACCUGCGCUGCUACGGGGCCCGGCGCCUGGUGAAGGAAGCCCUGCGCUGGGGACUGUUCACCAUGCAGGCCACUGGCCACGUCCUGCUGGGCACCUCGUGCUACAUGCAGCAGCUCCUGGAUGCCACCGAGGAGGAGCAGAAGGAAGAGGAAAAGAACCCGCUGCCCCUUCAGAACCUCCUGCCCUGCAGCCUCCCUGCCCUUCCCUACAAGAAGAUGUUGCAGUGAGGGCUGGCUGGCUUGCCCUGUCCCCUCCUCUGUCCCCCCAACCCCUGGGGGGUCCCACUAGGUCAAUGCUUGGGCAGAGGCUGCCACAGUGCCUGGCACAGCCUCUCCUUGCACUCCGCUGGCUGAGUGUGGCCAAAUCUGCUCUGGGAUAGCUGCUGCUCUGUAAAUAUAUUUAUUUAAGUAAAAUUCUUCUGAAUUCA
This is a messenger RNA of Cinclus cinclus, 1588 nucleotides long. RefSeq names its product lipid transferase CIDEC-like. NCBI's taxonomy places the organism in Eukaryota, Metazoa, Chordata, Aves, Passeriformes, Cinclidae. Bases 156 to 1388 code for a protein of 410 amino acids. The record is from RefSeq and is a predicted model, not a curated record. The transcript has 6 exons. Gene Ontology annotation, biological process: regulation of apoptotic process; apoptotic process.